UGAUUGAUAUCUCCAUUAGGCAUCAUUGGCCUGGCAGAGAAAUGAGCACUGGUUUUCAUUUUUCCAGUUUUUUUUUUUUUUUUCUGUUUGAGAGCAGAAUUGCAAUUUCAAUUUUCAAUAAAUGACAUAGCCCUUUUCCUUUUCCUUACCUUGCACCCAUGUGAGCAGCCCUCGAAGUAAGCGAGAUGCGACUCUCUAACCAUACAAAAAAAUUGAAAGGCCUUGCCGAUCUCUGGCUCUCUGCCCCACCCAUUAUUGUAGCUGGUUUCUGGAAUGAAGCAUUUUUGCAGGAGUAGUGGUUUUCAAGUAAAAGAUGAGAUUCUUCUUCAGCGUUAGAGGAUCUCUCUCCUCAAUCCUCAUCCACCCAUCCCCCUCUAGAUGUUUGCAUUUUGGCCUAUGAGGUGAGAUACUGAGGUUUUUGGCAAAGAUGGGUGAUAUUGUUGAUAUGGGUUUCAGGCAAAAGGUAUGUGGUUUUUUGGUCUUUGCGAUCUUCAGGCGAAGUCGGGAUACAUUAUUGGUUUUCAAGGAAGAUGAGGGUUUUGGUGACUGUGAUUUAGCCAAAUAUGAGAUCUUUGAGCAGUUUAGGAAUCGGUCUUAGUCUGGUUUUCGGCUGUCUUCUCUUAGCUCUCGUUGCAGAGCUUUACUACUUGUUAUGGUGGAAGAAGAGAACCACCAACAGAGAAAUUGAAGAUGAUUAUAGCAACUCCGUGAGAGAACUUUUCUAUCUAUUCUGCUGUAAGAAACCAUCUUUGUUGAGCUCCACGGCUCUGAACCCACAAGAACUUUGGACUACUGUGAGAAUCACUGAUGCCCAUGCCCAUGAAUCAGAGAAUCAAGUUCACUUACAUUCAGGCUCAAACAAGGAUUUUUUGCUAAAAUCUUUUGGAGAGGACGGCAUGGAAACGGAGCUCAUGAGGUUGCACAAUCUCUCAGGCCCCCCAAGAUUCCUCUUCACCAUCAAAGAAGAGACAGCAGAGGAUUUGGAGUCUGAAGACGGAAGGUCUAGAAGUGAUAAAAGCCGGAAAGGAUCAAGAAGUAGGAGUUUGAGUGAUCUCCUUACACUGGAGACUCCAUUUUUGACUCCUCUGUCUUCUCCGCCCCUUUUCGCUCCUCCUCUAACCCCUAUGGACCGUUAUAACCACCAUGGGUUCAAUCCUCUCUUCGAAGCAUCAAUAGAUGCAGAGUUGAAUAGGAUAAGGUCUUCCCCUCCUCCAAAAUUCAAGUUCUUGAAGGAUGCAGAGGAAAAAUUGUACAGAAGAAAACUGAUGGAAGAAGCUGAGAAAAGGACCCAGAAAAAUGCUGGGCCUGUUCAGGAUGACGUGAUGAAAGCUCCUACUCCAUCAACCGUCACAGAUGAGGAAGAAAGAUCUUUUAUCACAAUCUUUGUUGGUAAGAACAAAGAAAAGGAGAUUCCUCACCAUCAUCAUUUACCACAGAGCCAUUCAAGUUCGUCACAAGUACUACCACUGUCUUCUUUCCCCUUCAACAAUCAGACCAGCUAACAAGAAACCCAUGUUCCAUCAGAGUUCCAUGGAUCGAGAUUAAAUGAAAUGGGCUUUGAUUUUUCCUUUUCUUUUCUCUUUUUUUUUUAAUUAAUCUUUCAUUAUUAUGCCUGUAUGUGUCUUUAGUAUAGAUUUUAUAAUUUGGGUUCUUCAAUCUAUAUUUCCUGUUUAGUGUUUA
Molecule: messenger RNA, 1680 nt
Organism: Nelumbo nucifera (sacred lotus)
Lineage: Eukaryota; Viridiplantae; Streptophyta; Magnoliopsida; Proteales; Nelumbonaceae
Product: Putative membrane lipoprotein
Source: RefSeq, a predicted model, not a curated record